Molecule: messenger RNA, 526 nt
Organism: Rhagoletis pomonella (apple maggot)
Lineage: Eukaryota; Metazoa; Arthropoda; Insecta; Diptera; Tephritidae
Exons: 4
Coding region: 50-526 (158 amino acids)
Biological process (GO): nucleoside metabolic process
Molecular function (GO): catalytic activity
Source: RefSeq, a predicted model, not a curated record
UUCACAUUCAAAUAUUUGUUUAUUUAUUCCCUGGAAGGUCGUGAAACAAAUGCCCACAAUCGCUUCGAAUAAGCAACCCACAAUUGCUAUUAUAACGGCACAGUACUGUGAAAAACUUGCGGUGGACGCCAUGUUGGAGAACAAGGAAACAUUUGUACGCUAUACUACAGUCGGCGAAUCGAAUGUCUACACCUUGGGCAACAUUGGUGCACAUCGCAUCGUCAGCACGAAAUUACCUUCGGCUGGCAGUACUCGCGAAGCUAUGACCGCUACAGGCAAUACAACGACACGUCUAUUGGGUACAUUCCAAAAGGUCGACUAUGUCUUCGUGGUGGGCGUGGCCGGUGGUGUGCCACAUUAUACAGAUUACAAGAAGCAUGUGCGACUGGGAGAUGUGGUCGUUUCAUAUGUGGAGAAACAACGAGCGCUAUUGAGCAAAAAUGAGAAACCCUACGUUUAUGUCUACAAGAACAUAAACGUAGGGUUUCUCAUUUCUGUGUUGUUAUGUAAAUGUAGCAAGGAAUAG